Molossus molossus (Pallas's mastiff bat) is the source of this 7263-nucleotide messenger RNA. RefSeq names its product La ribonucleoprotein 1, translational regulator (gene LARP1). Gene Ontology annotation, molecular function: RNA cap binding. The record is from RefSeq and is a predicted model, not a curated record. The transcript has 19 exons. Lineage: Eukaryota; Metazoa; Chordata; Mammalia; Chiroptera; Molossidae. Bases 399 to 3740 code for a protein of 1113 amino acids. Gene Ontology annotation, cellular component: cytoplasmic stress granule; cytosol. Gene Ontology annotation, biological process: positive regulation of translation; mRNA stabilization.
CGCCUCUCCCCCGUCCGUCCAUAUUGCUGCAGCCCCCGAGCCGGGAAGCCCGGGCCGCCCCGGCGGCGGGGGGGAGGGAGGAACGGGACGAGAAGCCAGCCAGGCUCCGGGUGGGGUGCCCUGCGAGGAACGGGCGGGGGGGGACGCGCGCCAAGGAGGCCUGGACCGCAGAGUGGGGGGCCUUCCUCCCCCCCCCGCCCCGCCUGUGGGCCUCGGAUCUACGGAGGCUGCAUCCGACCGGGAGGGAGGCCGCGCCUAGCGUGAACCCCAACCCUUCUCCGCAGGGACUGGGGCCCAGCGCCCCGGAGGAAGGCGUCGCGGGCGCUCUGAGAGCCAAGUUCGAGGCGGGGGAGGCCGCCUCUGGCGCGCCCGGCUUCUCCGGGGGGGCGGGCGCGCAGAUGGCCACUCAGGUGGAGCCGCUGCUGCCGGCAGGCGCUCCGCUCUUGCAGGCCGAAGAGCACGGGGGGCUGGUGAGGAAGAAGCCGCCGCCGCCGCCGCCGCCCGAGGGCAAGGGCGAACCCGGGGCGAACGACGUCGGAGGGGGGGAGCCGGACGGCGGUGGCCGCAGACCUCGGCCGCCCUGCGCCAAGCCACACAAGGAGGGCAGCGGGCAGCUGGAGCGCGAGAGCCCGCGGCCUCCUCAGCCGCCCGGCGCCGAGGGCCUGGCCUUCAGCGACGGAGAGGAGGGCGGCGGCGGCGAGCCGGGCGCUGGCGGAGGAGUGGCCGGAGCCGCGGGCGCCGGCCGCCGAGACUUCGUGGAGGCCCCUCCGCCCAAGGUGAACCCGUGGACUAAGAACGCGCUGCCGCCGGCCCUGGCCACUGUGAACGGACAGUCCCUUCCAGAACAUUCUGCUCCGGCAAAGGUGGUGAGGGCAGCAGUUCCUAAACAGCGCAAAGGCAGCAAGGUUGGUGACUUUGGAGAUGCAAUCAACUGGCCCACACCUGGAGAGAUAGCUCACAAGAGUGUGCAGCCACAGCCCCACAAGUCUCAGCCUGCCCGUAAGCUGCCACCCAAAAAGGACAUGAAGGAACAGGAGAAAGGAGAGGGAAACGAUAGUAAGGAGAGCCCAAAAACCAAAUCGGAUGAAUCAGGGGAGGAGAAGAAUGGGGACGAAGACUGCCAGCGAGGGGGUCAGAAGAAGAAAGCCCUUCUUGUGUGCCCAUGCUGUUCUCCAGGGAACAAACACAAGUGGGUCCCAUUGCAAAUAGACAUGAAGCCUGAAGUCUGCAGAGAGAAACUGGUCUCACGCCCUGCUCGCCCGCCAGAGCCACGACACACACCUGCCAACCGCGGGGAGAUCAAAGGGUCUGAGCCUGCCACCUACGUGCCUGUGCCUGUGGCCCCCCCCACCUCAGCCUGGCAACCAGAGACCAAACCGGAGCCUGCCUGGCCCGACCAGGAUGAGACAUCGAGUGUGAAGAGUGAUGGGGCUGGUGGGGCGCGGGCUUCCUUCCGCGGCCGUGGACGGGGGCGUGGUCGUGGCCGGGGACGUGGCCGGGGUGGCACUCGAACCCAUUUUGACUACCAGUUCAGCUACCGAAAGUUUGAUGGUGCAGAGGGUCCUCGAACCCCCAAGUAUAUGAACAAUAUCACCUACUACUUUGACAAUGUCAGUAGCACCGAGCUUUACAGCGUGGACCAGGAGCUACUCAAAGACUACAUCAAGCGCCAGAUUGAAUACUACUUCAGCGUGGACAAUUUAGAGCGAGACUUCUUCCUGCGACGGAAAAUGGAUGCUGACGGUUUCCUUCCCAUCACUCUUAUUGCUUCCUUCCACCGAGUGCAGGCCCUUACCACUGACAUUUCACUCAUCUUUGCGGCCCUAAAGGACAGCAAGGUGGUAGAGAUUGUUGAUGAGAAAGUCCGUAGGAGGGAAGAGCCAGAGAAGUGGCCUCUUCCUGGUCCCCCAAUAGUGGAUUAUUCCCAGACUGAUUUCUCCCAGCUUCUCAACUGCCCUGAGUUUGUACCUCGCCAGCACUACCAGAAGGAGACAGAGUCGGCUCCUGGCUCUCCUCGUGCAGUCACCCCAGUGCCAACCAAAACGGAGGAGGUCAGCAACUUAAAGACGCUGCCCAAGGGCCUGUCUGCCAGCCUGCCUGACCUGGAUUCUGAGAACUGGAUUGAAGUGAAGAAGAGGCCUCGGCCCUCCCCAGCACGACCCAAGAAGUCAGAGGAGCCCAGGUUUCUCCACCAGACCUCUCUGCCUCAGCAGCUGCCCUCUCAGCAGCUGAUGUCCAAGGAUCAGGAUGAGCAGGAGGAACUGGAUUUCCUGUUUGACGAAGAGAUGGAGCAGAUGGAUGGACGGAAGAACACCUUCACCGCUUGGUCUGAUGAGGACUCUGACUAUGAGAUUGAUGACCGGGAUGUCAACAAGAUCCUCAUUGUCACUCAGACGCCACCUUACAUGCGCCGGCAUCCAGGGGGGGACCGCACAGGCAAUCACACCUCCCGUGCCAAGAUGAGCGCUGAGCUGGCCAAGGUCAUUAAUGAUGGGCUCUUCUACUAUGAGCAGGACCUGUGGACUGCAAAGUUCGAACCUGAGUAUUCCCAGAUCAAGCAAGAAGUCGAGAACUUCAAGAAAGUCAACAUGAUCAGCCGGGAGCAGUUUGACACACUAACCCCUGAGCCCCCUGUGGAUCCCAACCAGGAGGUCCCUCCUGGGCCACCCCGAUUCCAGCAAGUUCCCACUGAUGCCCUGGCCAACAAGUUGUUUGGUGCUCCUGAGCCCUCUGCCAUCGCCCGCUCUCUACCAACCACUGUCCCAGAGUCGCCAAACUACCGCAAUGCCAGGACCCCCCGCACACCCCGGACACCACAGCUCAAAGACUCAAGCCAGACACCACGGUUUUACCCAGUGGUGAAGGAAGGACGGACACUAGAUGCCAAGAUGCCUCGGAAAAGGAAGACAAGACACAGCUCCAACCCACCCUUGGAGAGUCACGUGGGCUGGGUGAUGGAUUCACGAGAGCACAGGCCCCGGACUGCUUCCAUCAGCUCCAGCCCCUCAGAAGGGACACCUGCGGUUGGCAGCUAUGGCUGUACCCCUCAGUCACUGCCCAAGUUCCAGCAUCCUUCUCAUGAGCUGCUCAAGGAAAAUGGCUUUACACAACACGUCUACCACAAGUAUCGUAGGCGCUGCCUUAAUGAACGGAAACGCUUGGGCAUUGGCCAGUCUCAGGAGAUGAACACUCUCUUUCGAUUUUGGUCCUUUUUCCUCCGCGAUCACUUUAACAAAAAGAUGUAUGAGGAGUUCAAGCAGCUGGCUCUGGAGGAUGCCAAAGAAGGCUACAGAUAUGGUUUGGAGUGCCUUUUUCGAUAUUACAGUUAUGGCCUGGAAAAGAAGUUCCGUCUGGACAUAUUCAAGGAUUUUCAGGAGGAAACCGUGAAGGACUAUGAAGCUGGUCAGCUCUAUGGGCUGGAGAAAUUCUGGGCCUUUUUGAAAUAUUCCAAAGCCAAAAAUUUGGACAUUGACCCCAAACUUCAAGAAUACCUCGGCAAAUUCCGACGUCUUGAAGACUUCCGAGUGGAUCCCCCCAUGGGUGAAGAGGGCAACCACAAGCGACACCCAGUGGCAGCAGGAGGUGGUGGCGGUGAGGGCAGGAAGCGGUGCCCCUCCCAGUCUUCCAGCAGGCCUGCUACUGUGAUCAGCCAACCCCCCACACCAUCCACUGGCCAGACCACCCGGGAAGAUGCCAAAUGGACGAGCCAGCACUCAGACACACAGACUUUGGGAAAGUGAAAAACCCCUUAGCCCUGGGGGUUUGGCGGGGAAAGGGGGUGGGCAAGAGUCCAUGGGGGCGCCCAGUCCCAGGAGAGGGGACAGAGAAGGGACAGCCCUAGAGUCAUUAGGAUGGGCCUUUGUGCUGAGUAGCAAUGUGUACACCUUUUGGGCUAUCAGAGGUACCCCUGGGCAGGAGCCUCCACAUAUCCCCUUCCCCUCUUCUCUCCAUGACUCUUCUUCACAUCCUAGCUUCUUCUAAGGGGGGAGGGAAAGGGGGGAGAUUUUAUAUAUAUAUAUAUAUAUAUAUAUAUACGUAUAUAUAUCAAGUUUUAAAUUAUUGAUAGUUCAUUUGGAUUACCAAAAUCACUCUGUAGCCCUGCCCACGGCUGAUAGGCCGCAAAGCAACCCUGGUCCCCACCCCACAGCCUCCUGCUCCCCCUCAAGCCAACUAUGCAGCCCAUAAGAAGGCCCUGUGGGCCCCAUUGCCCAGCACUGUCCCAUGGAAGGCUCUGCAGCGCCCCUGGGCCCCACGAGCACCAGCCCCUUUGACAUCUGGGGCUUGCCAUCACCAUGUUCUCUCCCUGCUGUCCCCACCAUGCCCUUCUGCCAUCUUCCGGGAGAAGGAAACCAAAGGAUCUAAAAAGUGGAGGUGGAAGGUUUCGGCCUCUGCCCACUACCCUCUCCCCAUGCCCCUUUCUCCCCAGCCCAGAGAGACGCUGCUCAUACCAGAAAAGACUAUUGAAAGAUGAUUUAUUUUAUUUUUCUCUGACCCUUCCAUGCUUGGGGAAGAAGGAAACAAAAAAACAAAAACAAACAAAAAAAAAGACAAAACCGACCAUAAAAGACCAAAAAAAAAGAAAAUCAGAAAACCCCCACCUAAUCCACAGCAAGUGAUGUUUUUCUCCUACCCUUGGAAUUUGUUUUGUUUUGUUUUGUUUUGUUCUUGGAAAUAAUAUUUUUUUAAAAGUUGCCUUAUUGUGGAGCGGGAAUCUGAAAUGCCCAAAUGCCUGUUUUCCUCGGGGGAGUCAACUCAGAGCUCCCACCUUCUCUGGAUGUGCCUGGGCUGGAUUGACUAGAAUCUUCCUCUGGACUGAGUUGCAUGUACAGUACCUCCGGCCUUGGAGGCGAGAGAGUUGGGGGUGGCUCGAAUGAGAGCCAUGCCCCAAAUAUCCCUGCUGUUGCAUCAUUUGAAGCUGACGUCCUGUGUCUACACUGCUGCCACUGUUGUGUCCUCACUCUGCUUGCUGUUGCCUCACGCCAGGCCUCAUCCCUGCUGUGACACCCUUUUUCCUACCCUUGGAACCCUAGGGCCAAGUUUGCUUCAAACUGUUGGAGAAGAGCGUUGGCCUGGAUCUGGGACACACAUGUCCUCAGUUUGACCGUCUCCCCGCCUCAGAGGGGAAAGGUGAACACUUGGCAGCUGAGGCUUGGAAAUGUUUCUUACGUUGCCCUGAAAGAUCUUUCGAGACCUCAAGGAGGCUUUGUCUCAUAAAAGGUGGAGAAUAAUGCCCUUCUCCUCCGUUGAUUCUGGUGGGUUCUCCCUAUCUUGCACCCCCCUCUGCAAGCCAUCUCUGCCCACUCUCUAAUUGACCCUGCCUGGGAACGAGGGAUGAGGAAAAUGGAGGGCUGGGGAGAACUCUGCCAUUUGGUGAAGCCCCACGGCAGGAAGGUAUAUGUGGACAUAGAGUAUACCUGACUUCUCCAGCCACUGACUGCUUGGGUUGGGCUGUGAAUGACAAUGAAAUGGCUGGAGUCUACAGGCAUUUGAAACUGGGGAAGGUGAUGAAGGACUGAUUCACACAGACUGGGCUGUGUGUUGGGUGCCGGAUGACGAUGCGUUCAUCCCCAGUGGGGACCAGGAAGCACUGAAAAGUUUGUGGUAGUGUUGCUCAAUUGCUGACACUUUUCUUGGCCCUCUUUUUCAACUGCUUCUUCUGUUGGGCCCAAAGGCUGGGAGUAGGCGACAGUAUCCCAGGCUGGCAAGGGCUUGCCUCUGUCUUGAACACCUCAUUGCUUUUGGCCUGCCCCCUCCCUCAUUUCUGCCCUCCCAGUGGCUAGUGUGUUGGGAAACCCAUCUCACUUCCUGUGACCCAAUUGUCUCAAAAGCCAAGAAUGAGUGUGUCCGGUCUUCACUCUGACAGUGGGGUCUGAGGCCUUUCCCUGCCCAGUCUGGUGCCUGCCCCACAUUGUACCAGACACUGGACUCUUGCACCCCCACCUCCUUUUGCUUUGGCUUCUCUUUCCUUCAGGUCGCUCAGCCCUGUACUGUAUCCAGCACCACAGAAACCUCAGUGUUUGUCCUCUGCUGGGUUUGGGGCACAAGAAAGCCUUGCGGGUGUGGGGAGAGGCUGUUCUGAUCUAGAGUUUAUUCCCAGGCCAGGGGGCUGCCCUUCUGCCUGAUCCUUCCCCACAGACACCCUAGGAAGAGGAAGCCCCUUUGAGGUGAGGACGUCAUCUCAACAUAAGGCUGAAGAUGGGGAAAAGGAGACUUUUUUUUCUUUCCUUUUUUUUAAACAUGUUAGGAGUUGAUGUUGCAACGAGUAGUUUACAUCUUCACUUUCUGAAGACACUUGAAUUUAGGACCGAUGUAUCUGUGACAAGCAUGCCAGGAGUGGCAGGGGCUAUCAGGGCUCGCCACUUCACACCCACCAUCCUCUCAUGGGGGUCCAAGAUCUGAGACAAAGAAGCAGCCUGCCCAGAUUCUUCUGUUCAUCCUGUAUCCUUCCAGGAUUGGUCAAUACCAACGCAAUCUUUGGGCAUCGAACAUCAGAAGGUCUGUGUGUCAGCCCUGCUAAGGGGGCAGGUUUCUCUUCCACCGUCUCCUGAGCCUGGGUGCAGAUGCACUACCAGUAGGGGGCUGAUGGGCCCUGCCCAGCCUGGACCCCUGGGGCUCAGGUAGAGGUGCAGAGCCCCAUGUCAAAAUUGUUAAACGUUUUGUUUUGUUCAAUUGUAGCUUUUUCUCCCCCUUUCCUGGUGAUUGAUUUUAGAAAAAAAAAGUAAGCUGCUCAGAAGGCCCUGGAAGUAAGGAGGAAGAACAAGGAAGAUGACUAGCUAGGGAGGGUUGGGGUGGUUUCUUUGCCAAAAGCCUGGGUAAAGGAGUCUGGAUCAUCUGGUGCCCUCCUGAGUGGGACCCCAAAGUAUCUCCUGUUUGGAGGGUCCCUGGACUUGCCCCAGCCCCACCCUCUCCUUCAGCCAUGUUGACGGCAGAGGCAGAGAAGAUAGGAACUUACAGCCCAUUUCUCACUGGAGAGGAAAACUUGUCAUCUGGCUUUGCGGAGAAGGUUCCACCUUAUGCUCAUAGUACAUUAUCUUUACCAUGUGCUAGGAUAUCACAUUUAAAAGGACAAAAAUGUAAAAUACUUGAAUGAGCUUGUAUUAUAACAUUAAUAUUAUUGAGAGUAUCUGCUUUCCAGGCUGAAGUGAUUCAUUCAUUAUUCUAGUCUGCUUUAGUCCUUUGUAAUUUGUGGUAAUUAUGCUUUUCUUUUUAAUACAAAAAAAUGUAUAAAAAUAAAAACUUGAAAAGGCACAAUACUGGCUGGUC